Messenger RNA from Amaranthus tricolor (Joseph's coat), 2044 nucleotides. RefSeq names its product putative E3 ubiquitin-protein ligase RING1a. The coding region runs from base 177 to 1547 and encodes 456 amino acids. The transcript is spliced from 9 exons. The record is from RefSeq and is a predicted model, not a curated record. Lineage: Eukaryota; Viridiplantae; Streptophyta; Magnoliopsida; Caryophyllales; Amaranthaceae.
CAUCGGAAAAAAAGGAGGUUGAAAAAAAAAGGAAAACCAAAAACAUUUCCUUUUAUAUUUUCAACUCUUGUGUUUCUGUCCAUUUUUCACAGCCUACCUCUUCGUAACUCUGCUUCCUUCCUCACCCUUUCUUUCUCUCUCCUCCAAAUCGAAUUCCCAAUAUCCCCGGCGAUCAAAUGCUGCCCGACAAUCAUUCGCCGGAGCUCAUAAACGACCAAGCAUCGUCACACUUAGACUCUAAACUACGUCGUUCUGAUGUACCUCUUGAACAUCAACCUUCCAUUGAAGAUGUUAACCCCCACGAUGAACGAACUACGCCGCCGGUGAAUUUUCAGCAGCAUUUUGUAAGCAGUCAAGAACCCAAGCUCGAAGACGACACCGUUUUGAAAGAGGGUUACGUAUCUGCAUAUGAAUAUCAUCUUAUCGUUACAUAUUCGGAUUCAUCUCAUACUGAACAAGACCAAGACCCUUCAGAAUUUGUAUAUGUUGAUCUUCAGGCUAUUCGUAAAGAAGUGCAGUGCCCAAUAUGUCUUGGUAUCAUCAAAAAAACUCGAACAGUGAUGGAAUGUCUGCAUCGCUUUUGUAGAGAAUGCAUCGACAAAUCAAUACGGAUGGGGAACAAUGAAUGCCCUGCUUGUCGUACCCAUUGUGCCAGUCGUCGUUCUCUGCGAGAUGAUCCAAGAUUUGACGAAUUGAUUGCUGCUUUAUAUCCAGACAUAAAAAAAUUCGAGGAGGAGGAGCUAGCUUUUUAUCAGGAGGACGAAGCUCGCAAUAAGCAGAUUCAAGAAUCUAUUACCCAGGUCCUUAUAAAACAAUCGGAAGCACUUGGCAAGAAGCGUCCUGCAAACAAGGACACAGCAGGCCCAUCACAACAGUCUCAAAGUUCUUACCCAAGGAGGAAGAGGAGGAGAAGAAAUAGUUCUAUUGAAUAUCAAGACUAUGACGACAAUGAUGAUGCACAUGAUAGUGACAAACAAUUUGUUCCAGAUGAACAUCACAGAGAAACCAAGCCAAGGAAGGCGAGAAAUAGGGGUACUGUUGGAGGUUCGCAUAGUCCAUCAACACCACAUUUAAGUGGGGGAUUUGACAAUAAUGUACAACCAAGGAAGGAAGAACAAGGUAUAUCUCCUGUGUUGACCAGUGGAACGAAAAGGCUUUCGUGGGGUAGGGGUGGUGCCCGCAGUAACAAUAGGCAUGGCAAGGUAUAUGAUGUCACAAGUAAAAAUGCCCAACGUAUCCGCUUAGCCAAGUUAGUUGACUUUCUCCACAACAUGGAGGAAAAUGGUGAUGAGUUUGCAGCUUUGCAAAUGGCAUCAAAAGAGGAAAAGAUUCGACUUAUGGGGUUGCAAGAUGUCAAUGAUUCCCACAACCAUAACUCAGUUCUCCAACCAUGUAACGAUAAACAGUCUCAAGUUGUUGAUUUGUUACAAGUCGAAUUGCAUAGAUUGAACAGACAAGAUACUGCUCCAGGGGUUGCUGUAGCCAGCACCUGCAUUUCAAAUGGCGAACGCUUGAUUCUAUCUUACCCACGAAAGGAAGCCAUGUAAAGUAUAAUUGCUCUUCCUAUGAGUGGACUCAAGGCCAAGAGCUUCACCAUACAGGCAAGAACAAGUGAGUUCUAAAUGCCAUGCCCUGGAAUCUGGAUAUUUUGUUAACCAACCGGAAGAGAUACGCCAAUUCGAGAUACCACAUACGUGAAGAAUGCCUGUAGUUUUACAGAUCCUUUCUUUUACACUAUAGUUUAAGUGAUCCUUUACAAAUUACAAUUCUUUUCAUACUGCCGAUUUAUGUAAAUAGCCUGGUAUAUUAGGAUAAAUUAAUACCCCUCUUUAGUAAUGGGCAUAAGUUGAUUAUAGAUGCAGGCAAAUAAUUUGUGUUUAUUAAGAAACAAUUCCUAAUUUUCUUUCCUAUCAUAUUAUCAUACAAUCAUACAAAUUUUAUUGGAACGGUUUGGUCCGGUCUAGUCUGGUGUCUUGGUUGGUUUGGUUUGGUCUGAUUUUUCUGUCAAACCAUAUCAAAUCGAAUUGUGUGCAGCCCUAUAUUG